Messenger RNA from Nematostella vectensis (starlet sea anemone), 6365 nucleotides. RefSeq names its product serine/threonine-protein kinase WNK4. The transcript is spliced from 12 exons. Lineage: Eukaryota; Metazoa; Cnidaria; Anthozoa; Actiniaria; Edwardsiidae. Gene Ontology annotation, biological process: negative regulation of sodium ion transport; protein phosphorylation; positive regulation of potassium ion import across plasma membrane. Gene Ontology annotation, molecular function: chloride channel inhibitor activity; potassium channel inhibitor activity; ATP binding. Gene Ontology annotation, cellular component: cytoplasm. Bases 526 to 5772 code for a protein of 1748 amino acids. The record is from RefSeq and is a predicted model, not a curated record.
UAGUGUUCCCUGCAUGCGCAUUGAAAGAGCCGUUGGUUCAUAGCAAAUUUCCCUCUAUUUACUUGUCGUCUUCGUUCCCUAAACCGCCAUUUUUAUUACUUAAAGGGAACUUACAGACUCAAGAAAAAGACGGGCUGUUGCAGGGAUUUUCGGCUACUGUGUAGCUUUUGUUGGUCGCUUUUGCUUUCGACUGAAAGGAAGCUACUACAUCUCGAAUUGAGCAACAAGAAGGGACUAAAAUGUGAGCGCUGAUCUCGGCCGUAGUUGGUCGUGGCGAGUUGUUCAUGGAAAUGGACGGGGCUUUCUCCAUUCAACUUCGGUUCAAGUUGGCUGGAGAGUUCAAAAUCUAUAUAUACAUCAUCUAGUCCAUAGCCUUAAGGACGUUUCAUUUGUAUUUGAUUUUCUACAAAUUGUGAAGCGAAAAGUUGGCCAUGGAAUUUGUUCACUUAUUCGCACUUCACGCACCCUGUGUAACGAUACCGCCAACUUAGGCAAAAACUCUUGACUAUUGUAAACUAAUUUCAAAUGGAGACGCGAGAUGAAAAAGAUAUCUCCCUGAAGGAGGGAGCUAAAGCCAAAAAGCAAGUUAAAUUUUUCGAAGAGAUAGUGGAAGAACCGGGGAAUAUCACUAGCAAUGCUCCCACGGAUACAACCAACGGCCAUCUCUCCGGUGGUAAAGGAGUCCGUCGAGAGAAAAACACUGAGCUAGACGAUCAAGCAGACUCAGAACAAGCUGUUAGUAACAGCCCUAAUGGUCGCUUUCUUAAAUUUGACAUUGAGCUUGGCCGUGGAUCGUUCAAAAGUGUCUAUCAAGGACUUGAUACAGAGACCGGGGUUGCCGUAGCAUGGUGCGAACUCCAGGAUAAAUACUCCAGGUCUGAAAGGGCUAGGUUCCGAGAAGAAGCCGAAAUGCUAAAACAACUUCAGCACCCAAACAUCGUAAAGUUUCACGAUUUUUGGGAGAGCAGACAGACGAGAACUGAUAAAAAAAGAGUCAUGCUAGUCACAGAACUCAUGACUUCAGGGACUUUAAAAACAUAUCUGAAGAGAUUCAAGGGAGUCAAGGAAAAGAUCUUGAAAAGUUGGUGUAGACAGAUUCUGAAAGGGCUGCACUUCUUGCACACAAGAACGCCACCAAUUAUCCACAGAGAUCUUAAGUGCGACAACAUAUUUAUUAAUGGCACAACUGGCUUGGUUAAGAUUGGCGACCUCGGGCUUGCAACUUUAAAGAAGUCAUCUUUUGCAAAGAGUGUUAUUGGCACACCAGAAUUCAUGGCUCCUGAAAUGUAUGAAGAGCAUUAUGAUGAGUCUGUUGACACCUAUGCGUUCGGGAUGUGCAUGUUAGAAAUGGUGACUUUGGAGUAUCCAUACAUGGAGUGCCAAAAUCCUGCCCAGAUCUACCGUCGAGUCACCAGUGGUAUUAAGCCUGAGUGUCUGGAGAAAGUUUCUUCCAAGGAAAUCAGAGAAAUAAUUGAGGGUUGCACUCAUCCAAGGAAGGAGUUAAGAUACAAAAUUAUUGACCUGCUGAACCAUCCAUUCUUUCAAGAAGAUAGUGGAGUAAAAGUAGAGGUGAAAGGCACUGAUGACCAAACCCAAGAACUUGUCAAGCUGCAGCUCUACCUAGAGGACCCCAAAAAGCGGAAAGAGAAACACAAGGCCAAUGAGGCUAUAGAGUUUGACUUCCACCUUGACAAUGACCAGCCGGCUAAAGUGUCAGCAGACAUGGUAAAGCAAGGGUUUAUUCGUGAAGAGGAUGAGAAGGCUGUCACUAAGUGCAUUCGGGAUAGAAUAGCUCUUGUAAAGAGACUACGUGAGAUGAACAUGGCUAUGGGUUGCUCAGAGAAUGAUCCACCAGGCACCCAAGACACUUCAAAGAAAGAACAGCCAGCUGAUAAAUAUGAUGACGCAGAUUACGAGGACGCAGAAUUCAAGGAAGCACCUUCUGAAUUGGGAUGCCAGAACAGUGGUGAGAAUCUUCAGGCACACACAAGACUGCAUGAUCCAUACCUUAUCCAGCGACUUGAUUCCAUCACCCCAACUUGUGGAAACAGUCCGAACAGUACUAUCGAUGAGCGAGUGUUAGAGGAGCAGGCGGAAAAGGAACAAGAGCCAACAGCAGAGCCACCGGGUUCCGAGGUUUCAUCUGAGCUCUCCUCUGGAUUUCCAUCAUCUUCCUCCAUAUCAUCAGUCUCCUCGGCUACUUCUGUCCAAGGAGAUGGACCACCAGCUUCUGGGGCUCAAGCUACCACACAGGGCCAGGCCGCUGACAAAAAAGACAAAGGCAAAGAGCGGAAGAAGGAACGAAUGCCAAGGGUGCAGCUUAAAAAGAUUGAGAACAAGCCAGAGUCAACAGUUGUUGAAUGCACCUUUGACACUUACAAAAGCAACCGAAUUACCUUUCGCUUUGAUGUGAACAUUGAUGAUCCAAAGGACAUUGCAGAAAGCAUGAUUGAAGCUACGCAUUUACAAGAAAAGAAUAAGCAGUUAUUUCAAGCUCAGCUUUAUAGGAUUAUCAACGAGACAGACAAGAUCCUCAGGCAUACUGUUAACAAGAGUGCACAAGAGUUGAUCAUCGAUAAAGCAAUGCUUGAAUCCCACUACUCUGAUCUCAAUUCUUCUGCCGCUCCAAGCGGCGGAAUCCCGGUUCGGGCACCCUUCGGAAGCCCACCCAAGCAAGAGGCCAAGUUCUUUAUUGGGAUGCCUCCUACUGGAGACGACAAAUCAUCAUCAGCAACAACCUCUCCUGAGGGGGUCAAGGAGAUACUUGUGACAAUGAAAUAUUUUGAACCUGCUGGAGAGAAAAAGGACAUGACUGUGACCCUGGCAGGUGCAGCGGCUAAUCAACAAGUGGAGCCCAGGCCUAAUGAGGUGCAGGUUACUAUUCAGCCGCGGGAGCCUGAGGGAGAGCUUCAAAAGCAGCAAGUGUAUGUGCUGAACCAGAUCCCCCCACAAGAUCUCCCUAAACCUGAAGUCAAGAAGAGUGAGGCUUCCAAGCCUUCCAGUGAACCCAGUGCUGUAGAGGCCCCAGCACCACUUACAAAUGCACAGGCUUCGUCUGCAUUUGUGCAAGGAACCUCUGAUGCCAUAUCUCCUACACAAGCAACAGGCAAGGCUGAAUCUGAAGUACCAACUCGCUCUAUAUCUGUCCCUCUUACUGGGACAGAAGCUGUUGUACCUUUAUCAGAUACUAAAUCUUCAGGUACCUCAACCCUUGCAGCAUCUUCUGGGGCUUCGACAGUAGCUGUGCCAUCUACUGGUGCAGUUGUACUGCCAGGGGUAGCAGCUACAUCACCGUCUGAAGCUGCAUUGGUAGCACCACCAUCUACUUCAGAUGUAUCACCAACAUCAGGGGCUGCUACACCCCUUUCAGAGACUGAGCCCAUAACACUGGUUUCAGAUGUUUCAGCUGUGAUACCACCAUCUGGGACAACUGCAGAAACACCAUUUUCUGUGGAUGCAACUGUGAAACCAACGUCUGAACAACAGACCUUACCUGCAUCAACACUUACAAGCACUGUACCAGCUCAAACUGAGACUACAACAAGAACUACAACAGGAGCAGCAACGGGAGCAAGUGCUGGGUCCGAAUCAGCAAGACCUGCAACAGGGGCAACAUCGCAACAGCGGUCCACUGCUUCGCUAGACCAGGAGAAAAAUCAACCAGUGUCAACACUGGUCAAAUGUGAAUUAGAUAAACCAUUGACUUUGAACUUAGUGUUGGAGAAGGAUAAGAUACCAGCUCCAUCCGACACGCCCACGGAAGGUUUCAGCCCUACUACCUCGCCAUCAUUAUCAAGAAAGCGAUUCAUGGUCCAGAAAGUCGAUGAGUCCACUUUGCAAGGUGAGGUGACACGUGCUACUUCGCCUGACUCUGACAAACUACCUAUGUCUCCUAAAAAGGAAGGCCUACAGAGCUGUGAAGCUUCAGCUCAGACCCCACCAACUGUUGAGCCAGCUGCUGCAGCUCCAAGGACAUCGGCACAAACACAUACCAGCUUAGAACUAACCACAGUUUCUGCUGUUGGGGAUCUUCCUCGGGUAUCUAGUCAAGUAAAUGACAAGGGGGAAAGGAAUGUUAUCACGAACGCUUCUAGUGAAAUAAAAUCAGAACCUGACGUCAAAACUGAUGAGCAAUGUGUGUUGGGACGAUUUAUAGUCAUGUCAGUGUCGAGUGAGAAACCUGCAGGGUCAACCGCACCUUCUGAUCUCAGUCGUAGUCAGACUUGUCAGCAAAAUGUACCAGCUGUGGGAACAUCCCUUGUUACAGUUCCAUCUACUGUGCAGCGGCCUGCUGUCAUAAACACUACAGACACGGUGGCAGAUGGCCAGACAAUUGAACCUGUUGUAUUGGCCAAACCAGUGGAUGUGGUAGAGGCGCCCCUAUCAGGAAGUAGCCAGUCCAGUUUGCAGGCCCAGACCGGUGGCCCUACCAAAGCACCUCCUUUACAGCCUGCUGUACCCAUUGAAACUAAUGCUGGACCCAUUGAAAUGACUGAUAUCACCAGGUGCAAGUUUAUAUCAACACCUUCCAUUUCUCCCAGCUCUUCCAUGGAGAGCCUGAAUUCAUUUGCAAUCCAGGCGGGCAGUAGUACCGCACAAGGCAGCCCCCAGCAUGUGGCUACAACCAGUUUGGACAUGGUCCCGAAUGCGGCCCAGCUCCAACUGAGCAAGGAUAGUAGGAAGACUAGCUUGCAGAGUGACUCGUCGACUGAAGGCAUGGCUGUUAGCAGGUCACUAAGUCUCGCUGAUCAGGGCACCAGGAGUGGUGCAGAAAGUGACGGGGGCUCCACCCAUUCGGUGACAGAUCAGUACCCGAAGAAGAGCAGAAAUCGUUCAGCGCCGUCACAAAUCUCUGUGGUGAUCGCUAACAUUGCAUCUUUUGAAAUGACUGCCGAGGAAGAUGAGGAUUUCAAGAAAAUGCGCCUAAGGCAUCAUAAGGAGCGGGAAGAGCUUGAACAACGACAGGAAAAAGAGCUCGUCGUAUUCAGGACCAGGAUCGAGGCGAGGAAUCCAAAGUUCCGUCCUGCUCGUCAGAAGCAAGCGCGCAAGUCUGUCCCCGCGAUCCACCAGGGUAUCGUUCCCCGUCAGAAGAGCGCCGACGAACUGGUGGACCACUCCAAACAUAAUGGUUACGCAAGCGAGCAUGCGCCGAGUGGCCAACAGCCGCAGCCCAAAAGGACUUUCUCUAACACUGACAAGGAAAUCGAGCAGUUAGUACAAUUCGAGAGUAACGCUAAGAAGGCGCUAGCGAACGCUACACCUGGUAUGCAACCAAAAUUAGACCCAAAACUGAGCUUAAAUCAAAUCAAAGAGAGUCAAAGUAAGCGGGACAUGGUCCCUCGGGACGGGAUCUCCCCGACGCUUCAAAAACGACCCACCCCUCCCCCGCAAACAGCCCCUCAGGGUAGCAAUUAUACUGCAACUUAUAACAGCGUCAAGCAGACCUCCAGUGCGGCUGUUACAAGUACUGGUGCGUACAUGAACACCACCGGCUGGACGGGAGGAGCAGGGGGAGUGGCUGCCGCUGCUGGAGGUGGGGGCAGUUAUCCCCCGGAGCAUGCUGGGACCGCAUGGGGAGCCCCACCCGACCCCAGCAGCGGCUGGAUCGUCGGAGACGCGCAAUGGCGCAAUGCUCACCCUGGACAAUUCGUACCUAUCAUAUCACAGCCGUUCACUGGGGCCGGUAUAACCACCUCGCAGUUUGUGCCAAGCAUGACGCAAGCGGCGACCCAAAAGCAGCCUGUCACGCAACAGCAGCUGCCGCACCGGUGAUCACGCAAUCAUGGCGUGACGUAGUUAGAAUUGUCUCUUGCUCGCGGGAAUGGUCCCGCGUGUAGCAAAUCAACGCGCUGUAGUAGACUUGUAGGGGGGGGGGGGGGGGGGGGGAGGAGGAAGGGGCGUCGGCUUAGUCGGCAUAGUCAAAUAAAAGUAGGCUUCUAACAAUAGGAUAGGCUUUACGGUUCGAUGGCGACUACUUUGAAUGUCUGGUGACUUCGUGUGUUGUCAGUGUCUCAGUGUACACUCUUCAAAUCUACUACGCUAUUAUUUCACGCAAGAUUCGGCUUAAUUAUCCAGCAUAUUUGUAUUAUAUAUUUCUUGAAACGGAAAAAAAUAUGUAAUAGGAAUGAAAUAUAAAUAUGUUGGUUCGCUACGGUAGGCUGGCGAAUUCUGAUUGAAGCGAGACUUGUGAAGGUUUAUAUAGUAAUAAUUUUAGACGACUUUAUACUUUCAAUUUCGAGUACAUAUUCAUUAUUAUAUGUUGAUGCUUUAGUCGACUAGCCCCACAUGAUGAUACAAAGUUAUUUUGUACUUAAUAAAUCAUUGACCAGAGAUGCUUGGUCUAUUUUUUAUCAAAAAAACAAAAA